Xyrichtys novacula (pearly razorfish) is the source of this 16162-nucleotide messenger RNA. The record is from the annotation of a GenBank genome assembly. Lineage: Eukaryota; Metazoa; Chordata; Actinopteri; Labriformes; Labridae.
UCGUGAAAAAUGAAUGGCCGUCUAUGGGCGAUGCUAAGUGGCUCCACCACACGCUAGCACCGGAAAUGAGCAGAAUGGUAACUUCCGCGUACUGUAAAAAAGGUCUACUCUGAGUCCAGUGCUGAGCUGCUUUACCUGUGACCGAAACAAAUGUUAUUUCUUUGAACUGCAGAUCUCUCCAGGUCGCUCUUGGACUUCCAACUAAAGACUCAGGCAAGCAAAUACUGAUGUGUCGGUUGUGAACGAGCCGGUUCAAAGAGCCGGCUCUUUAAUGUGAAUGAUGGAAGCCGGCUCUUGUUUGUGAGCCGUUUUUUUUUCUCUCCCUUUUAACCCCCACAGACUGUAGAAAAAAACUACAAGAGAGAAUGACAGGAUUUCUAUCUGCUUUGUGUAGCAGAGUGGUUCUACGAACAAGUCAGUGCAUUCAUUGGGUGGUUUCAGAGAGAUACAAGGGUCUGUAAACGCAAUGAAAACAAUUGGCUACAACAAUUUACUGGUAUUAGAAAAUGUAAUUUUUACUUGUGAAUGUUUCAGUACAAAGGAUGUACUGAAUUAUUUAAGAGGUUUGUGUACACAUAUGUACAUAUCAUAAGCCAAACACCCUUAAAUUUGGCUGAAUUAGAAAAUGUAUAAGUGGUAAAAUGAAGAACCUUUUGGGAGCCGAAAGAGCCGGCUCUUCUUGGUGAGCUGAGCUGAAUGAUCUGGCUCACUAAAAAGAGCCGUACUUCCCAUCGACAACUCGAAAAAGCACGCAAAAAAGUUAAUUUUAGUCUGGAUUUUUUUAAAAUACUAAUAUUUCUGUAAUGCAGCAACUGAAGAAAAAGUUUCUUUGAAUGAUAAACACCUACACUUUCUUAAUUAGACCAUUAAUUAAACCUUAUCUUACUUUGGCAGUCCUUUUCUAAAGAUAAAGGAUCUGAGGAUUUGUCUCCUAUAAUUUGCCCAGAAUGCUCAUUAGAGGUGGUUUGUACUUUCUCUCUCAGUAUCCGGUAAAUUCAGUGAGUUUUGUCUCCCAUCCUGUCUGCUCCAUGUGUGAACUAAUCGCUCCAGUCUGUGAGCCUGUAAAUGAGAAAAAAGACAGAAUAAGCACCACAGAGGGAUUAUGUUUCUUGGUUGUUCGGGCUCUCGAAUUCUGUCUUUAAGUAGAGGUGAUCUACAGUCGUGGUCAGAAGUUUACAUACAGUGCAUGUUCCUACACUAAAUCUCAUGCUAAAUUCAAGUUACCAACUUGAAUCAUAAAUAAUCUAGCAUCCAGGAAGCCGUAGGAUUAAUGCUUUUGGGAAAUAAAAAGAAAAGGCAAAAAUUCCUCAUAAUUCAAGAUUUAUUGAUAUUUCUUUGCAGAACACUGCUUUUUUAUUGGGUCAUAAGUUUACAUACACCUUUGUCUUCAGGGCUUAGUACUUGGUAGCAUUUCCAUUAAGUUUUAUAACUUCAGCAAGUCGCUUUGGAUAGCCAUCAAUGAGCUUCUCACAGUAAUCCUUUGGAAUUUUUGACCACUCUUCCUGGCAGAUUUGGUACAACUCAGUCAGAUUUGUUGGUCUUCUCUUACGGACUCGUUUCUUCAGUUCACUCCAGAUAUUCUCGAUAGGAUUGAGAUCAGGGCUUUGUGAAGGCCACUCCAGUACUUUCACCUUGUUCUGCUGAAACCAUUUUGAAACUAAUUUUGCAGUAUGUUUCGGAUCAUUAUCUUGUUGAAAGAUCCAAUUUCGACCAAGCUGCAGAGAUUUGGCUGACUUCUUGAGGUUUCCUUGCAAUAUUUCCAAGUAUUGCUCUUUUCUCAUGAUUCCAUUGAUCUUCUGGAGUUCACCAGUUCCUGAUGCUGCAAAGCAACCCCACAACAUGAGACUUCCUCCACUAUGCUUGACCGUUGGGAUGGUAUUGUUGGGAUUGAAGGCUUCACCCUUUCGCCGGAAAACGUAUUGCUGGUCAUUAUGCCCAAACAGUUCAAUUUUCGUCUCAUCUGACCAGAUGACACUCUUCCAGAAGGCUUUAUCCUUACCCUGGUGCUCUUUCGCAAACUUUAGCCGAGCUUUUCUGUGUCUCUCGUUGAGUAAUGGCUUCUUUCUGGCCCGGUACCCUCUCAGCCCAUGUCGAUGGAGAACUCUCUUGACCGUGGACACUGAGACAUUUGCUCCUGAGGCAGCCAAUUCAUUGCAGAUGGCUUUCUUGGUGAUCUUGGGAUUAAUUUUCACCUUUCUGACCAAAAGCUUUUCAUCUCUGGAUGUUAAUUUCCGUUUCCUUCCAGACCGUGGCAUUACGGCUGUUCUUCCAAGGUGCUUGUAUUUGUGGACAAUUGUCUGAACAGAUGCCCUUGGUACAUCAAGCUGCCUUGAAAUGGUCCCAAGAGAUGAGCCUGACCUAUGCAAGGCAACAAUUCGCUCCCUGAUGUCAUUGCUGUAUUCUUUUGACUUUCCCAUUGCAAGUCUCAAGUCGAAAUGCAGAGUGUGUAAAGUGAAGCUCCUUUUAUACCCCAUAAUUUCUACACCUUGGUUUUAACACAACAUGAAUGAACACCAGACUAAAGGGAUGAUUCCAUUAAUUCCAUUUCACAACCUGAUUUCAACUAAUUUGCUCUUAAAUAGGCCAGACAAGUGGGUGUAUGUAAACUUAUGAACCACAAGAAUCUGAGGUCAUCUGGGGAAAUCAAUUAAAAAUCUAUCUUAGGUAAAAAAUUCUGACCUGCCCCAUUGGCAGAAUAAUAAGGAUACUAUUAUUGAAUAACCACAUAUAUGUCUUCAUUCAAAUUGGGUGGGAAGUUGGGUUAAAGCUGUCUUGAAUAGUUUUUGCUCUAGUGUAUGUAAACUUCUGACCUCAACUGUAUGUUUGGUAUGAACCGGAGAAUAAUAACCGUGAGAAACAAAAUCUUUUUACACGCAUGUGGGCUUGAGGUCAUUGUUAACUUUAGACAGCUUCUGACGUGUUUUCCACACAUGGCAGAAAAUGUCACAGAACUGUUUCCUGUGUGCAAAAUAUACUUUGCAUAUGUGUUUAGCACUAAGAAGUAUGUUCCUCAUAUUUCGCACAUGAUCCCUUUUUUUGCACAAGUGAAAUUCCUGUUUUUUUUCCCUUUCAGAAAAGUCAGUAAUAUUGAAACCAUCCAUUUAGUAAGUGAAAGAAGAAGAGGUUACACCCACACAAUUAUUAUCCUUGACAGUCAAAGAACAACAAAUCAGCCAAUCAGACUCCAUUUGUAAAGUGCUUUUCAUUCAAUCAUAACUACAGAGUACAUAGAGAAAAGAUAAAGUCAAUAAAAUAAAUGAAUAAAGAGAAAGACCCCUCAACCCCCCACCAUCAAUAAAGAUGGUAAAUAAAAUUAUGAGGAAAAGACUCAAUAAAAACUUAGAAAGAUAAAUAUGAUUGUGAAGUCUUAAUGAGGACACAUCAGUGAGACAAUGUAUGAGUUGUCAAAAUAGAUGAAAAAUUAAACUAGAUAGAUAAGUAAAGAAAUAGAGAUACAAAAGACAAGAUAAAGGUUUAGUUAAACGCAAGAUUAAAUUAUGGAUCCCACCCUCAGGUUUUUGUUCACGCUUUUACACAUCAUUAAAAGACCUUUUCCUGAAGAGCUGAGGGAUCCCACAGACUCAUAAGUUACACACAGGUCUGGAGUAAGACCAUGAAGAGAUUUAGAGACCGAUAAGAAGAUCUUUAAUUCUAAGAGAUAAUGUUCACCAGUGAAGCGACUUUUAGUUCCACUGUGGGUUCUUUGUCAGCAUUUUCACAGCUGAGAUUUGGAGCAGAAGAAGCUGGGAAAUAUUCUGUAGAGGAGCGUUACAGUCGCAUGAACCGGUCUCUAUACUGGCUUCACCUGCUGACAUGGACUAAAACAGUCCCUGAAGUUUUGUGUUCGGUCUUUUCUCUUUCCUCUCUAGUGCAAUGACUAAAACUUGAGUAUUGCCUGGUGGUAAAGAGUUUUCUACCGCCCAUGAUUUCAUAUCAAGAAUAUAGUUAACAGGGGCAUCAAUAGACCGUGCUCUUUGGUUGCAUCAUACCCGGGGUGGGAAACUCAAACCUUGUUAUCAUCAAUUAUUACUGUGUUCAAGGUCAUGAGUCCUAUGAGUCUUGAUAACCUGACAUGUUGAACUGUUGGCAGUUGCCCUUCGACCAUAUUAUGUUCUAAGGGAGUUCAGUCAUAUCAUGAAAAUACUUGUAUAUGUCCCACCCACGGCAACGGCUGAAGUUCCAUGUUUGUUUUAAAGUUUCAUUGGACUGGAAUUAAGGUGGACUCACUGGAGGAUGUGGUGAAGAGAUGCACUCUGAGGAAGACAUGGAUCAUCAACUUCAUAAUACCUUGAUGGACCAAAAACACAACCGUGGUGGACGGCUUCUCUCUCCUUGCUGCGGGACGGAGACAUUAACUUUAGUACCCACAGCUAUCAAACUUUUUUAACUCUUCUAUAAAUAGUACAUGAGAUGAGGCUCCAGACAAACAAAUGUCCCUUUGGUAUCAAUAAAGCUCUUGUAUUGUAUAGCAUUAGACAGCCAAUUAGCUAACAUCUGAUCACAGUGAAUGUUCCUAGCCCCAGCCACUUCAGUGUGCUUUGGUGGAGCGGCAGUAACUCAGGAGGUGGGAUGAUCGUCCAAGAACCAGAAGGUUGGCGGUUCGAUUCCCUCUAACCCGAGUCUGUCCGUUGUGUCCUUGGGCAAGACACUUAACCCACCUUUUCUCCCAGUGUGUGUCCUCCACUUGUGUAUGAUUGUGAGUGUUGUGCGGUGGUGGUCGGAGAGGCCGUAGGAGCAAACUGGCAGCAAAAGGUAGUUUACCACCACCAGGGUGUGAGUGAAUGAAUGAUGUAUGCAAUGUAAAGCGCUUUGAGGGUCUCUGAUACAGGGCUAGAUGCAUUAUUAUUGAAACAAAAAUCCCAGGGACAAUUGAAAAACAGAAAUUUUGAAGAUUGCGCAGCUCACCCGGGGGAUACGCUGUUUGAGCCUGCCGUAUGCGUACAACGCUACUGCGCUAUGUUGGUGUCAGGAAAUGGAGCAAAAUCGCGGAAAUACCGAGAGCUUUUUAGCUUCAUAUCCAUAUACUGGUGGAAGGCGGAACCAAGUUGUCCAUAGUAUAUACAGUCUAUGGUGCAAACAUAAAUAAAUCAGUAAUAAAUAAAUAAAACCUGAUGUGUUAUCUUCAUAGCAGUAAAAGUUGAUGCUGCGCCUCCCGGUGUUGUUUCUGAGAGGUAAUGUGAAGGUUAAAAAGUGGAGGAUCUAAAAUUAAACCCUGAGGACCUCCACCAUUUAUUUGCUAACAGCUUGAUAAGCAUUCAUCCAAAGUCGUUCAGAAUUUUUAGUUGGUGAGAUAAGAUUCAAACCAGUUGAAAACAGUUCCAGAAACGCCAAUAAGAUAACACAGUCUUUUUACAAGAAAUGUGUGUAUAUCAAAGGUGAAACAAAAAAGAGAGGCAGAGGAUAUUUUUCAUCAAACAUUUAAUCGUGUGCAGAAAAAAAAGUCCCUGUCGUGUUUGCUGGGUGUUAAACUUACUGACCUAUCAACAUGGGAAAUCACACUCUGCACCACAAACAUUUCUGUGUAAGGGAGGGGGCAGCACCAACACACACUGGCUUUACCUCGGUCACACCUUAAUGCAGCAUGUACUCACAGCUUCUUCAGCUUCUUGUGAAACUUUUUAAUUGUGCCAGAAGGAUUUUGUUUUUAAAAUAUUGUUGUCACAGUAGUGCUGAAACAACAUUUUGGUUUCAUUCAUCUCAUUAAAGUUUCACACUGCUCUGAUGUUGUUCUUCUCAGUUUCGCCCCACAGGCAGCACACUCCACCAUCAGUGCACUGAGCCACCUACACCCGCAGACUACCUCCUUCCUCCUCUCUGUCUAACCACAUCUCUCUCUCUCUCUCUCUCUCUCUCUCUCUCUCUCUCUCUCUCUCUCUCUUUCUCUCUCUCUCUUUCUUUCUCUCUACAGAGAAAAACUCCAUCUCAUCUAAACUGCGAGCCCAUGACAAUGGGAAAACCCUUUGAGUCUGAUGCAUGUUUCACAGAGAGGCAGCAGAUGAGUUUGGACACUGAGAGUGCGACACGCAGCAGGUGAGUCCAGUAAUUUUUAGUUCCUCUCUUUGAAAUUGUGUCAAAAUAUUGAUUUGCAUUCCUGAAACUUCUCUCAGGACCGCAGUGAGACUUUAUUAUUUGUUUUAUUUAGUGUUGAGAGAGAGAAGUUUUCAAAAUUGAUAAAAUAGGAGGACAAGGGCGAUGUGAUCAGGAUGGGAUUUUUUUUAAAUCAUGCCAUCAUUUUGACUUUUUUACGUGUUUCAGGGAAAGGACUGUCACACUUUCAUCAAAUUUAAAAAAACUUAUCCCAUAAAGAAAAUUGAUAAAUUCAGAAAUCCUGCAAAAGUUUCUGCAGCUCGCCGUGAUCUAAAAGCUAAACUUUAAAAUCAGAAUCAGUUUAGUGGAGAUUAUGGGAUUGCAGAACACUUUUUUCCCCAUUAACACUUGUUUUUAUCUUAUUUUCCUGCUCACGUGAUCAAUAUUAAAAUCAUACAUGUAAUACAGCUCGUCAGGUGAUCAGCUUGUAACUUGUGAUGUAACUGUUAAACACUUAAACAUGAAGUAGAGGGAUGUGUUUGAAACAGAGUGUAAAGUAUGUCAGUGGAAAUCACCAGCAAACCUCAGUCAGACUCCUAAGUGAGAUUUUAACAGCUUGACAUUUGAUAAGAAAACCACUUUGACAUACCCCUAAAGGCUGCAGCAGCAUGUUCAAAAACACUGAUCGGUUUUCAUGCUUUCUCUCUAUGAGUAAACUUUGCGAGUAAACAACCAAGCCACAAGCGAUCUGUCCUGAUAUGUGCCACUUUCAUCUGCAAGACCCCAAACAAACUCCCACUGUGGUAAAUUCCCACAAAGACAGCAGCAUGGCGCUGGGUGCUGAGUUAGGAAUAGAAAAAAACGACACAAGCAGCCGGACAGGUUUGCCUCAGUUUCCCGGUCUUUGCCUCCAUCCUCUCGCAAAUAUGCAUUUAUAUGAUCUCUUGUGUACAUCUCGACCCUGGUCUAACCUGUUGUGCUUGUAGGCAGGGGUGCCAGACUAUGAGGGACAAGAUGUACUGAGUCUGAGGGGCCCUAAUGUCAGUGUUGGUGAGACACAAUUCUGCUCAACGCCGCUGCUGCUGCUGCUUGUUGCCAUAGCAACAAUCUGCAGCCAAACUGAAGCUGCGUUCAAAAAAAGUAUCAGGGAACAAAAACAGUCGAAUGAAAUAAUGAAUAGUGAACACAAAUGAAUCAGGAAAUAGCGAUUAAACUGUCCUGUUUGUUAUCAGCUUCUUUUACUGACGUGAUAGAAGGUUAAAACGUUCAAGUAACGGUUUUCAAUGUCAGGACGAAGUUCACAUCCGAUUUUGAGGGGACUGUGGUGGACUAACUGGAGACUGACUUUACUGGGGAGGGAUCAAAUGUGUACAAGUGAGUAAAUAGUAUAGGUUUCAGAAAGAAAAAAUAGCUUAAAGUCCACCCACACACUCACACACACAGAGAGUGAGAUUCACUCUUCUUCCUUGAGGCUUUGUUUAACUUCCUUACGGUAAAGAGUUGGUGAAAGUAUUUGACUGACGUAUGGCCAUGAUGGGAAUCUAUAGAUUGGCUCCAGGGUGUUUACUUAACCUUCUGAUUCUGUCAUUGUUGACAAGAGAAAAUGCCUGUAAAUCGUCGGCCUUAUAUCUAGCAGUUCAUCGCGUCAUCUCCUAAACUCAUGCUCUGUCAUAGGAGACGGUGACUUGGAAGUUUUGAAGAGAUGCAAGGAAAAAUCAAACAAUUCAAAAGACUCUAAAGUUAAGCAGUUUCUGCCUGUUGUUCGACUUUUUCUCCUCUCUUGAUUUUAGAGACCAAGGUGUAUUUAAAAGCUGCAGGUGCAUCCCAAAAUGUUAAAAUCAUCUGUGUGAAAUUUUCUCUGAGGAGAGUGCAAAGGAUGAUAGACGCACAUGAGACGAUGGUCAAAGACGACCUGUCUUUUCAUACAGUCAUAAGUCCACAGCUGCAUCAAGACACUGUUGUUUUUGCCAUUCUGUGAUAAAAACAACAUCUGAAUUUCCUGGUGAUGUUAUUUUUUUCAUUUUACUCCUUUUUAAAGUCAGAGUACCAUACAGAUGAUUCAUUUAUUGAACAAUGACAUGGUCAAAGUAUUUUUGACAGUAAGAUUCCCUGCAGGAGUUUGUGGUAGUUGAUUCCUCUCCUGUACAUCUGUUUCAUGAGGAUGCGCAGUUUCAGGAUAUGUUGCAGUAUUUGUCGGAGCCAAAAUGUGAGUUUAAGUUGUGGUCAUUUUAUCUCCUCAUAUGAUGCACUGCUUUAAAUAUUUGGAAUGCAAUUCUGACCAUGAACACUAGAUGGAGCCUUGGCUUUUGGUGUGCAUGAUGCUAACACACAUGCAGAUGUGGAUAGAAGCAAAAAGUUAAUUGUCAGUUUAGAUGUUGCAAUAUUUAUGAUUUAUUUCAAAUUGGUAUUAUGGAUUUAAGAUAUUGUAUGUUGAGGAGAUGAAGUGCAAAAACAGAGCAUUGGAAAUUUAACUCAAACAUGAAUCAAAACUUGUUUCUUAUCAGCACCUUAGUGGCUUAUUUACAGUGUUGUUUGAAUUAGGUGUUUUUUAGCCUGUUUGUUUACAGUUUUAAGUACAAACAAAUUAAAAUCUGCUCCAUUUUAAGGCUAAGAAAGCUACUAGUUGCCUGUUACAACACAGUCAUGUUUUAAGACUUUGGGGUGGAAACUGGUGUUGUGUAGGAGGUGGGGGGAAGGCACCCCUGGUUAACCUUCUAGAUACAACCCUGCCUACAGAUCUAGUCUGUAUAAAGUGAAAGGGCUCCUACUUAAAAAAUACAAUUUUUUAAAUCGAAAGGUUGAAUAAUUCUGCAUCAAAGGGCCUCAAAUUGUCAUUUAAGGGAAAUCUUUUUAAUGCAAAAGUCUUGUCAGUUCACUUAACAACAACUCAGACAUCUGAGGUGUUAGUGGGUUUGUAAGUGGAGUUAAUUCAUAAAGUUACAUUUAACAUACAGAGAAAUGAAGAAAAUAAAACAAAUAAACAUCUUUGUAUGUGCUGUGAUUACAGAAAACAGUAAUAAUAGACACAGAUUAAUCAACGUACAGUAGUAGAAUGAUUUAGAUGAUGCUGAAAACCACAAAAAUGAAGCAAAGAUACGAGAAAGAAAGGAUAGAAUUCGUUAAAAAUGUGUUUAUCCUCCUUAAAUGUCAGACAGUGUGUGUGAUGUGUGAGAUUUCUGUGUGUGUUUCAGAAUGGAGGCUCAGUCCCGGUCCUCUCAGAAGUACUUGCUGCUGCAGGUGUGGUGCGGUCUCCUCACACUGGCGCUGGUGGUCAUGGCUGCACUUCUCACUUCAGUCAGGACAAAGCCUGCUGAGGUCAGUGCACACUCCCGCUAUGUGCCUCUAGGUGGCAGCAAUAUCCUAACAUACUGAUCCUAGAGCUGGAUUAGAGCUACAAGGACAAUCCCCACAUUUUUGAUCAAUAAAUGUGACCCUUUGCAAAGUUUAAAGAAGCCUUGGUAUCCCGAUAUUUUGGAUUAAUCUACCACAGGUUCAGAUUAAUGGUCCAUCACACAGUGCUGGGAAACACGCUUUAUAUAGUACAGCUGUUCCUUCAACCGUGUCCAUUUACUGAAUUGAAUGAAACUGGAAGUUCCUUUUUUUAAACCUUAGAAAUUACAUCCGUUUUACUUUUACCUUUUUUUCAGAUAUUCCAGACAAAUUAUUGAAUAACCUGCUUUUUAUUUCUCCAAAAUGAGAUUUCUCUGUCAGUUAAAUCCUUUUUUAUUUUCUGAUCAGGGUAAAUUUACUCAAUCAUACAUAAAGCUGCACUUUUAUUUUCCAUUUUGUCUCUUUACUUGACACUUUCAUUAUGCAUCUGUGGCUCUUAAAUGAAGAUAUAUGUCAUAAAAGUGCUGAUAAAACAAAAAAUGAUGGUGUGUUUGCUUCCUUCACAGGCCAACGUGGCUUCACUGGAGUCUGAUUUUGUCAUGCCAACAGGUACACUGCUAAAAAGUCAAAGAUCACGGUGUUAACCACUGAAUAAUCUUUAAAUCUUUACAAGUCAACUACUUAUGAGUAACAUCUUUUUCUUUUUCAGACGACUCACCUACAACUCCCUUAAAGUUAUCAGGUAAAUUAAAUAUCUUAUUUGCUACUACAGCCAAUAUUUGAACUUUUUCUGAGGCAAACGGAGAUAUUCAUGUGGAAAUCUUGUUUGUUUUCAGGUUCCUCUCCCUCGUUCAUCCAGCUCAUCAAGUGUGAGUACACCUCCUCUUGUUGUUAAUACGUCAGGUCGGUUUCAUAGCUUUAUCUGAUGUAGAUGUGCACGUGUCGAUGACAUAGACAAAGAUAUCAUAGGUGAGUCUCAGCAAGUAAGAUAGGUCAAACAAAGGAUGCUGCAAAAUCCACAGUCGGUAUGUUUACAUGCACAGUUAAUGCUGUUGCUGCUUAAACCCAGUUAAGUAUAUUUAAUGCCUUAUAAGACAGAAGUAAUUCUCCUUAGAGAUGACUAAAUAUGACAAAAUACUUCACAAAAUGCAGGUUAGGGGGUCUGAGGGAAUCUACCCUAGGAAAAAACAAAUUAUUGUGGUAUGGAAAUACAGCUAAUUUGAGAUUAGAUUACCGGUAUGAGGACAGGGGCACCUUGGGUAAUCUAAAUUAUUUGAAUAACUACUCAGAUCUUUCAGCAGCAACACUACAGUUCAGGAAUACCCCUACAAGAUUUACUCUCUACUGAAAAUCACUGGGGAAUCAGACCAUCAGAUCAGACUUUUGACAAGCUUUUUUACUUGUGUGUAAUUUUGGAUGCACAUCGCUUUGUCGUUGCAGCUGACAAAAGUAAAGCUCAUCUGAUUUGAUCUAAUUAACUGCCCAGCUCUACCCUGAAGCCAUCAUUUCCGGAUUAUUGACUCGCAAAAUAAAAGCUUACUAAACACCAUGUUGACCAAACAUCAGGCAGCAGAUGAGAUAAAUAAAAGUCGUGAUUGGUGAAAUGAAACGCCACAGAAAUGCUGCAGGAUUCCCCUUCCUGUCUGAGAGUGAAAAAACAGCAGUUUAUUUAUGACCUCACUGACCUCAUAUGUGCUCAGGUUUUUUUUUUCUCUGUCAUGCAUGCAGCUCUUCCUGAAGUUUGCAAAACUCUCUAGAGUUCAGAGCACGUGUGAGUGGAGCUUAUGUGGCCACCAUUGUGCAAAAAGCCCCUGAAUCCGGGGAUGUUUCUGUCUGGAUAUUUUAAAAUACAGAUGAAAUCCAGACUAAAGGUUGUCUGAAUACAGCACAGUGAAAUAUCGUAUCUGCAGCACAUCUGGAGUCCAGGAUGGGACCACUUUUAUACCAUCAGGGUAUGGAAGAAAUGAUUGAUGAGAGUCAGACAUGUCAGUAUAUCACAUGAUACUGACCACGUCUCGCCUCAUAUAUGUGACUAUCCUGAAAGUUUUGGACUUGUUUUAGUCAGAUCUAUUCCCUGAUAUAGCAUGGGGGAAUAUUUAGAGGUUUUAUUCGGUGUGUAUUGAACAUCACAUGAAUCUGGACACAGUAUAUUGGGCUUUAGAAGGAAAAUUUUGCCCAGAUAUGAUCCAAACUCUUGAUGAAUUAAAAACCAAAUAACCCCAGAUUCCCGGUGCGCUUUGCUCCUCUCUGUAUUCUUAAUCUGUGUUUGAGUUUGGGGAGGGGGGGAGUCUAAAAUGUCAGCUGAUGGAAGCUUUGGUAAUGUACUUUGAGUUCUUGGAUCCUCAGUCCUCCCCGUUCCUCUGUUUGGUUUUGCUGAUACUUCUACAGAGAAACGUCUCAAGCAUAAACGAUGAAAUGUCAAGUUAAAAGACAUUUCCAGUGACAGCAGACACAUUUUUUAUCUUUCUUAGACAUCAGCAGUCAGUGUCAGGUUCAGCUGCCAGUUUCAAAGAGCUGUCGUUUUUCAUCACAGAGAGAAGAAGACAUCAUGAAUGUUACGCUGAUGUCUCUUUCUAGGUCAGAGGACUCCCCGACUCUGAGGUUUGAUUUCAGCACGGCACCUGACUCGACUCUGUACCGUUGUCACUUUCUGUAAUUACGCUUUAAUGGACAGGAAAUCCAGACAGCCAUGUUUGACACCUACAGGUGCUGCCUGCGGUGAGAGCAGAUGUGCUGCGAGUCAUUCUGAGAAACGUGGGAAGUUUUACUGUAAAGCAGAGGGACUCGGGACAAUGUGAGGAGAAGUAGGUUCACAGGGGAGUCAAUAACAACAAAAUGACUCCAGAUUAGACUGAUAAAUGAAAAAAUCAUCUGAUAGACUGAAUGAGAUCUUGGCAAGUUUCUUUUUGGAUGUGUUAAGGUUUAAAACAAGUGGUUAGUUUAAAUGUUGAAGCUUUUUUUGUGUGUGUUUGUUUUGAAAUGAUCAUGUUUAUUGGACCAAUCAGAGUUAAACCUGGAAAUCUUUAAGCUCAUGGUUUUUAGCUGUUCUGGCAGACGUGUUUGGUCCCCUUUUCCACACACUUAUUUACUUAUACAGAGUUAGCUGACAUGUAUCACUGGCUUUCUAAAGACCCUGUGACAUUACCUAACAAACAACCAGGAAUUAAAGGGAUAUUCUGGCAUAAAAUUAAUUUAGGGUCAAAGACACCAUAACACCGAGUUAGACACCCCCCGAGAGAUGAAUGUUGCUGACUGCUCGCUUCUCUAGUUAUACCAACUUUAGUAACGACCGCGCGAUAGCAAUACACAGCGGUCUGAGGAGCCGUAAACAAACCUCAACCAAAACGCCACAAAUAAUACUCAGAACAGCACCUAACUUCAUCAACAGUACAUAUAGAGUGUACUGUGUAUUGCUAUCGUGCGGUCGUUACUAAAGUUGGUAUAACUAGAGAAGCAAGCGGUUGGCAACAUUCAUCUCUCAAGGGGGUGUCUAACUCGGUGUUACAGUGUAUUUGACCCUGACUUAAUUUUACGCCGGAAUAUCCCUUUAAAACCUGUUAAAUGAAACACUAUAAUUUAACUAUCUGAAGGAUGAUGGGGAUGGGUGAACUGGUUGGUGGUGUUACCCUCUUUUUGCGCUCACUUUUCAUCUGCAGGCUGGAGUGCCCACAAACAUCCUGUCUUUUUAGCAAUAAUGAGAAAAAAAGCUCUUUUUUGGGUGCAGGUAGAGUUUCUCACUUUCAUCUGUUUCAUCUUUCAUCUCCUCCACCAUGAAGCCACAGGCUGCCGUAAAAACCUGCUAGCUGGUUUCUGAGUCUCUUCAUCUCGCCUCUCUUUUGUGGCAGGUAGAAACCCGAGUAAAGAAGCACCACUGCUCCUACUAUGAACCAAUAAACUUCCCAGUAUUACUGCAUGCUUAUUUUUAGUAUAAAAUCAAUAUUUCAUCCUUUUAGAGAGACGAUUGUCAUCAAAAGCGGUACAUUACAUCAGCCCUCCUUUGUAGUAUGCUGAACCAGACUCUUAUUUUAUUGGGUGGUGGCUCUCUCUGCCUGUUGCUAGGAUAUAUUCUAGACAAAAAGCUCCUUGAAAAUUGAAUACAAACUGAGUGGCUCCAGGAAAAUGUGCAUUUGCAACAUCCCCAUGUGGCCUGGUUAUGACAGUCCAAGGUUUUGCAGUUAAUAAACUAGAAAUGCACUUAAGUUAUUAAAUAUUUCAGCUAAUAAAUCAGAAGAUAAAAAAGUUAAGGAGAUUUUUUAUUGGUGCGUUUCUCUGGUGAAGUUGUUGUUGAUACAACAGUUUACAUACAACUUUAUCUCCAUUUUCUAGACUGAAAUGUUGUCAAACCGUGUGGCGCUAUGAAACACCAUCUGUUCUUGUUUACAUCCCUGAGCAUUAUGGCAAUAUGGCAGCAGUUAUAGAGCUGCAGUCCCUGCUGGAUGGCUGAUCUACAGCUGGUCCAAAAUGAAGCUAUGGUGGGGCUGUAAGACCUGAAGUUAGUUUUUGUCGUCUGUUAUUUUGCUUCUGCACUUAUAACAGUACAGUUACGGUAAUAGAAUUCAUACUAUUUAUAGACUUGCUUUUACGUGAUGUCGUCUUUUAUCUUUUAUCUGUCAUCUCUUCUCUCUUUUACCUCGAUCUUAUUUCAGCUUUACUGUCUUUUUAGCUUUUCUUAAUUAACCUUUUAGGCCUUUUAUUGUUUUAUCUCUUGCUAAUUUCUGUUGCUCUAUUUUAUCAGUACUAUUAUUAUCAGUAUUACCUGUUAUUAUUUUAUAAUCAUUUUUGAUAUUGCCUUUUAUAUUUACUAUCCUGUUUCUGCUUUUGACCCCCUUCUUUUUUCUUAAAAGUGGGGUAUAUUACUCUUAUUAUUAUUAUCAUCAAUAUUAUUAUUAUUAUUAUUAUCAUCAAUAUUAUUAUCAUCAAUAUUAUUAUUAUUAUUAUUAUUAUUAUUACUCAAUGCAGCUUUCUCAUACACAACAUCGACACAGCUCAUCUGCUGGCUAACACAGCCGGUCUACACUGAUUGAGAGAGUCACACAGUAAAGCUUUGUCAUGUUUCCAGCCUCAUGCAUUGUGUUCCUCCCACCACGCUGCCUUUUCCUCUGUGAAGUGGGCUCCUAAAACCUCAACAAACCCGAGCAAGCGCUGCAAUGUGGGCUGCAUCGACUAAAGCUAUAAUUACAGCCCACGGCUCAGACAUCAUACGUUUGGCAGGGCAGGCUUUGUCUGCCAAAUGGAGGGAAAUUAGCCGCUAAUUGUAAGAUCAACUUUAUUUAACUGAUGUCUUUAUUCAAGUCGAGAUCAAAAAUUGAGAAAAUGUUUCAAAGGGAGUUGGUGGAUUUUUGAAUUUGAUCCAAAGAGGUUUUAUAUGCCACUGCCAAAAGUUUCACAGCUGAGAUGAAAAUACUCUUUUGAAGCCGACUAACUAUAAGAAUGAUUUUUCCUAUUCUCCCACAGCUCCAGGCAGUAAGUCUUGGCAGGCUGAGCACAGAUGUGAAUCCUGUUCCCUGGACCUGCGAGAUGACUCCAUCUACUGCAAUCAAACCAGCCUGUACUUCCUCUACGCUCAGGUCACCUUCAGCAGACACCCCAAGAAAAACGUGACCAAAUCCGUGAUCCUGAAGAGAAACGCCUCUUUUGGCUUAAGCAUGAAGAUACUGGUGGAGGGGACAUUUUCACCCAAGACAGAGGAUUCUGUGUGGGUGGCGAAGAUCGUCAGCCUCAUAAUGGGAGAGAGCAUCAGCUUAUACAUCACAGAGGAUUUUCUCACUGAAAGCACCUUCUGGGGGGCUUAUCAGCUGCAUUAACCCUGCAGGUCCAGAGGAUGUGCUGUCAUACAGGAGGGAAUCGUUUCGAGAUGGACUGAUCUUUGACCUCAAGAAAAACAAGCUGUACAACAUUUUAGUUCUGAUAUGUGGUCCUGGAUAUUUAGCUCUAAAUCGCAGGUGGUUUUAAUGCACAAUAAAAUCUUAUCUGUGUGAGGUGUAAAGCCUUUAAAACAUCUUUGAGGCCAACAUGGAACACUAAAAUGUGAAAAGCAAGGGCUGAUUUUGUAAUAAAUGUUCGUAUCUUAGUGACAAAGGGUAAACAAUUCUGCAGAAAUGUUCUUCUCUCUUUUUAUUUCAUAAGCUCCUGCUAGUUCUGUGUCAUAUUUACCACUUUUGCUUUGUAAAAGUAUAGCUAACUCGAUUUUUUAACUGACUUUUUAGGGCUUGAAUGUGUUUGUUUUCACUGCUGCGUCGAUGUGUAAUUUAUGAGAUGUCAUAUCAUUUUAAUUUACUUUCAUUAUUGGCGUGAAAGAGGAAGUAGAACGUUUUAAUUAAAGGCCGUUGAGCCCUUUGAGCUGACCACACGGUGGUGCCAAUUCCGUCCAACAUUAAAGCCUGAAUCUGUGUACUGAAUCUGUUUCCAAAUGUCACUUUCACAUCACAGAGCCUGAUGACGCUCUGAUCUCCAGUCAUUUACAGAAAGAAAAAGCAACAGCGACCACAAACACAUUCCACAGAUGCUCUAUAAAACCUCAGGAGUGUUGUUUUAAACUCCCACGAGCUCAAAACCUGUUGUUACUCACUCACACCGGAGGCUUAUUCUCUGUAACACAGAUUACUUAACACGCGGAUGAGUUGUUGUGCAAGCAGCGGCAACAGGUGCAAAACAGGAAGCCGCAAGCUUGGAGCUACACCAGUCAUACUGUCGACAACACAACCACAGACAUACUGUAUGUGAACUCCAAAGGCUGUCUGGUUUGAGUCCUGUUCGGCUCUUUGAUCUUAAACAUGAUGUUGAUAUUAAAAACUUUCUGACUUCA